AUGAACACCCAAAUGCUGUCACUAAAAACCAUCUAUGGGGCCUAUCUUAUUGCCAAGUUGGCUGAUCGUGCGUAUGGCUUAGACUCUUUGCCCUCUGAGGUUUCACUUGAAGUUGGUAACUUCAAAUCACAAGCUUCGAGAUCAAGGGUUUUAGAAGGAGAUCAUGGAGGAGGUCUCUGUGCCAGGAUGGCUGGAUCGAAGUAG
This is a messenger RNA of Prunus armeniaca (apricot), 204 nucleotides long. Lineage: Eukaryota; Viridiplantae; Streptophyta; Magnoliopsida; Rosales; Rosaceae. The record is from the annotation of a GenBank genome assembly.